This is a messenger RNA of Scylla paramamosain (green mud crab), 2399 nucleotides long. RefSeq lists its product as uncharacterized. The record is from RefSeq and is a predicted model, not a curated record. Bases 478 to 2202 code for a protein of 574 amino acids. Lineage: Eukaryota; Metazoa; Arthropoda; Malacostraca; Decapoda; Portunidae. The transcript is spliced from 6 exons.
AGAAUGACCCUGACUGCCUACGAGGAGGACCCUGUACAAUAUUCUCGAAAGAAGCAAUGUUUACUAUCUCGAUAAUGUACACCAUCCUUGCUCAGAGGGUUACGUGCCUAAAAAUUUUACCGAUGGCCCAGUUGUCAUUUUCUUCUCCAUGACGAGUAAAGAUCACCACUUGGGAUGGAAGAAAAUGGGAGCUUGCCUUGGGGUGUGGAACCUUGACCACAGAUCGAACCAUCGUGGGCUCUUCAGACUUACCUAUUUACGGGACAGAACUCUUCCUAAUUGGCUUCCCUUACAGCGAUUACAGUUACCUCCGGGGCGCCCACACACACGUAGUAGUGGACCCAAAGGAAGAGGAGGAAUAUAUACUGGGGAAAAGAACGCUGGAAAACAGAGCCCAUUACAGAGUACCAUACUUGGAAAAACUAGCACCUUAUUUAGCAGUGGACGGAAGACGAGUGGAUGAGUGGAUGAGCCAAGAUGACAAAUCCAAUCUACCUGUGCAUUUAUCUCGCUAUCUACCUCUGCCUCUCCGCCCACGCCUCCUGCACCAUCCCACCACCCACCAUAAACCUCUUCCACCUCAACCCCACCCACUCACAUCCACCAAACCCCGGAAGUCGCCACAGAAAACGAGAAACAAGCCGAAAACCUCAAACCUCAAGAUUUCAAGAUCAAGAUCAAGAUGGUGUGUUUGAAAAUUUGAUGCCAAAACCUAUUGUUCAAUUAUUCGAUAAGGAAGGACUGCAUAAAGUCGUGGGUUGGAGGGGUUUCUACUAUCACGUAUACCCACGCCCUCGGAACGCCACCACGCCCCUGGAAUUGGUGAAAACAUGGGAAAUUGGGAAGGAAAUAGGAUGGGAUCUCGAUGAAUCUUCCUCUUCUUCUUCUAUACGGUCAUCAUCUUGUUCCUCGCUAACAUGCAAAUGGUUUUCUUCGUGGGAAUUCAUCACAUUACUCUUGGUUUUGUUCAUCUGGCUCUUCACCCUGACGUCUCUGUUGUGUCUCGCCCGCUCGUCUUCAGGCAGACACUUCCUCAACCAGUUUUCUUCCUUUUGGGCGAGAGACAAGGACGAGGAUAACCAGGUCCUCGCCAAGGGCAUAGGAUACUUCGAUGGGAGCCCUGGUAUGCGAAGAUUCGUCCUUAUUGAAGAUGAAGACGACGACGACGAAGAAGAAGGAGGAGGAGAUGCCAACAGCGACACAUCCUCAGACAAACAGGAAGCAGUUACAGAUGAGGAUAAAACCAAGAUACAGAAGCUUCCCAGGAGAGGUAAUUAUAUUUUGCAAGACGCAGCGAAGGGUUACGCAGUUGAAUUUGGGACAUACAGACUACAGGAGGAUAUAGAUAAGGAUAUGGAGGAGGAUAAACUUGCAUACGUGCUGGAAAAUGGUGCAUAUAUUCUCCCAUCGGAAAGAGUGGAGAGAAACAAGUGGACAGACGGAGAUACGAUAGAUUACUAUAGAUUUGUAUGGGGUAACACUGUGGGAAUAGAUGUAGAAGACAUGUACAGUUUAAUUACACAAGGAUGCCGUGCGGAGGUCCGAGAUAGGCUAGAUGGAAUAGGGAAAAGAUACGAUAUUAUAAAUGACAGUAAUGCAAGAGGAAGUGAAGGUAAUGCAAGAGGAAGUGAAGCGUGGAAGGUGACAGAGAUGGAUGAUGAGAUAAGAGAAAUAGAGAGAAGAGUUCGAAGUGAUGACGUUAUGAUAAGGAUAGAGAGAAAAAGAGCGGAUACAGGAAUAAAAAUAGUCAGAAGAGGAAGUGAAGAAAUAAGAAUAGAGGGAAGAGAACGAGGACAGAUAGAAGGAAACGCAAGAAAACUUUCCUUAGACGAAAUAAAACAAAGACGCCAAGAAAUCAGACAACAUAUAGAAAACGGAGGAGCAGAGAACAGCGAAGUAGAAACAGAAGAACUAUGGAGAACAGACACACAAACAAGAGGAAGAGAAAGAGAAGAGAGCCUAAUAUUAACUAUAAACGCUUUAGCAGACGACCACCACCAAAUAUUCAAAGAAAACGUCAAAAAAACGACAAGUGAAGGGGGAACUAUGCUAAACCCAAGGAGAUCGCUAGGAGGAACAAGACCUCGAUCAAAUACAAGUUAUAUAACAAAGAGGGCUGCUUCCUUCCCGAUGGACAACUACUGCCCUGUCCACCUCCUACCCAGAAAACUCUCGCUCAUAGUGGAGGAGGAGGCGAAGUGAAGGAGGUGAGGGAGAGAGAGGAUAAAAUAAGUAAAUAAAUAAGAGAUGAAAUGAAGGUGGUUACAUGAUGAGACGGAAAAUAAUAAUAAAGAAUAAAAAGUGGUAGAAAAUGGAGUGAUGGAUGGAGGUGGAGUUUUGUUUAUUUAUAUUUAUAUCUUGCUUUGUGUAUUUUGAUGAAUAAAAUAGAAAAAAAAAUG